AGAAAAAAUAGCUCAUCGAAAGGCUCACCACUAAAACCAGUCAUGUUUUGGAUAUACGGAGGGAGUCUUAUCAGUGGCACAAUAUUUAUGCCCUACUAUAACGGCAGUGUUUUGGCCACUAAUGAUGUCGUACUCGUGGCCACAAAUUAUAGAUUAGGAUCUUUAGGAUUCAUGUUUGGGGGACGAGAGGACGCGCCCGGAAAUGUGGGCUUUUAUGACCAGUUAUUAGCACUUAAAUGGGUGAGAGAUAACAUCCAUGCAUUUGGUGGGGAUAGGGAUCAGAUCACUAUAUUUGGUCAGAGCGCCGGCAGUUGGUCGGUGUCCGCACAUAUAGUCUCUCCACUAUCUAAAGGCCUAUUCAAGAGGGCUAUUAUGGAGAGCGGGGCCCAUAUGUACUACAAGGAGAGGGAUGUGAUCAACACUACCGAAGCCAUACUCAAUGGCCAGCAUUUAGCGGAACAACUGAAAUGCAAUACAACUGAACAAUGGUUACAAUGUCUGCGAGGAGUUGACGCAAAGGAAUUCAUAAAAAUAGUGUCUUUCCUCACAUUUCCGGUCGAAGGCACAGAAUUUCUGCCCAUUUCUUAUAAAAAGGCAUUUGAGACCAAAAAGUUUAAUUCCGAUAUAGAUUUAAUCGCUGGAAUGACAUCAGAUGAGGACUCGGGUAAGAUAAGCCAGAUCUUUCCCGACGUACACAACCUGACUGUAGAGGGGUUUAAAUUUUUGAUGUCGACUGUCAAUCAGAUAUAUCACGGAUUAGACGCCGAAAAUGUGACACAAUUUUACCUCAAGAAUAUUGACCCGAAAGAUCCCGGCGCCAUUGUGCAAGCUUACGAGGUGUUCCUUGUGAGAGGUCUGACAGUGAAUGCAUUGAACACAAGUGUCGACCAGUUUUUGAACAUUCCUUACGCCGAACCCCCGGUCGGGAGCCUUAGGUUCGCUAAACCCGUACCCCUUAAAGAGCCCAUAAAAGAGAUUAUAGAUGGGACCGAAACUGGAAACUCGUGCUAUCAAACAGUUAAUGAAUUGUAUAAAGACUUUAUCGGAAAUUUAACACUAAGUGAGGACUGUUUGGUACUAAACGUAUGGACACCUCAUGUCAGAAGUAAUACCUCAUCGAAAGACUUACCACUAAAACCAGUGAUGUUUUGGAUUCAUGGCGGAGGUCUAGUAAUUGGAUCAUCAUUUCAAUACCAAUACAACGGCAGUGCACUGGCAGCUCAUGAUGUGGUGGUUGUGUCCAUGAACUAUAGAUUAGGACAGUUUGGGUUCCUAUACGGUGGCGAUGAUAGGGCGCCCGGAAAUCAGGGCUUUUAUGACCAGUUAUUAGCACUCAAAUGGGUGAGCGAAAAUAUCCAUAAAUUUGGUGGGGAUAGGGAUCAGAUCACUAUAUUUGGUGAGAGCGCCGGUAGUUGGUCCGUAUCCGUGCAAAUAUUAUCUCCGCUAUCGAAAGGCCUGUUUAAGAGGGCUAUUAUGGAAAGUGGUGCCCAUAUGUUCAAUAAGGACAGGGAUAUCAGAACUAAAUCUGAAGUUUUAGGCGACGCCAAGAAUUUAGCCAAACAUUUCAAUUGUAGUGAAAAUGAAUGGUUAGAGUGUUUGCAAAAAGUGGACGCAAAUGACUUAAAAGAAGUCAUAAUGGCAGCUACAAUGGCCACAAUUGAUACAGAAUACCUCCCGGUGUCGGCACACACAGCAUUUGAAACACUAAAAUUCAACAAGGAUCUGGACCUAAUGGCAGGUGUGGCCGCACACGAGGGCUCUUUGUUAUUGUAUAGUGUAUUACAACAUAUCCCACAAAACAUAACUGAAUCUGAAUUUAAGAAAUUAGCGCAAAGUUUUGAUUCAUUGUUUCACGACUUAAAUGCCACCGCAAUAACCGACUUUUACCUGGAUAAUGUCAAUAAAACUGACCCUGAGCAGGUCAAAUGGGCUCUCUAUGAUUUGUAUGGAGAUCUAAUCAUGACGUGCCCCACCUAUCAAUUUGCCAAAAACUAUGCUACACACUCGGGCGCCGGUAGUGUGUAUUUCUACGAGAUUACUUAUACUAGGUCAAAUAAACAAGAUCCGCAAUAUGAUGUUAGUCAUGGGGCGGACCUGGACUUUGUGUUUGGUUAG
Messenger RNA from Oppiella nova, 2115 nucleotides. NCBI's taxonomy places the organism in Eukaryota, Metazoa, Arthropoda, Arachnida, Sarcoptiformes, Oppiidae. The record is from the annotation of a GenBank genome assembly.